AUGCCGUCCCGGGUGGAGGACUACGAGGUGCUGUACAGCAUCGGCACCGGCUCCUACGGCCGCUGUCAGAAGAUUCGGAGGAAGAGCGACGGCAAGAUCCUGGUGUGGAAAGAACUUGACUAUGGCUCCAUGACGGAGGUGGAGAAGCAGAUGCUUGUGUCCGAAGUGAAUUUGCUUCGGGAGCUGAAACAUCCAAACAUCGUCCGUUACUAUGAUCGUAUUAUUGACCGAACCAACACAACCCUGUACAUCGUAAUGGAAUACUGUGAGGGAGGGGACCUGGCUAGUGUCAUUACAAAGGGGACCAAGGAUAGACAAUACUUGGAGGAAGAGUUUGUCCUUCGAGUGAUGACUCAGUUGACACUGGCCCUGAAAGAGUGUCACAGAAGGAGUGAUGGUGGCCAUACUGUGCUUCACCGGGAUCUGAAGCCAGCCAAUGUCUUCCUGGACAGCAAACACAAUGUCAAGCUUGGGGACUUUGGACUAGCUAGAAUAUUAAAUCACGACACAAGUUUUGCAAAAACGUUUGUUGGCACACCCUAUUACAUGUCUCCUGAGCAGAUGAGCCGCCUGUCCUACAACGAGAAGUCGGACAUCUGGUCGCUGGGCUGCCUGCUGUAUGAGCUGUGUGCGCUGAUGCCACCGUUUACAGCUUUCAACCAGAAAGAGUUAGCUGGGAAAAUCAGGGAAGGGAGAUUCAGGCGCAUCCCCUACCGCUACUCAGAUGGCUUGAAUGACCUCAUCACUCGCAUGCUGAAUUUAAAGGACUACCAUCGCCCUUCAGUGGAAGAAAUUCUGGAGAGCCCUUUGAUAGCAGACUUGGUUGCAGAAGAGCAGAAGAGAAAUGUGGAGAGGAGAGGCCGGCGCUCAGGAGAGCCUGUGAAGCUGCAGGACUCCAGCCCCGCGCUGAGUGAGCUCAAGCUGAAGGAGAGGCAGCUGCAGGAACGAGAGCGAGCACUCAGAGCUCGGGAGGACAGCCUGGAGCAGAAGGAACGGGAACUUUGUAUUCGAGAGAGACUUGCAGAGGACAAGCUGGCUAGAGCCGAGAGUCUGCUGAAGAACUACAGGCUGCUGAAGGACGAGCACAGGCUCCUGGCUGCGGCCGGUGGCCCAGAACUUGAUCUUCCAUCCUCAGUCAUGAAGAAGAAAGUUCAUUUCCAUGGGGAAAGCAAAGAGAACACCGCACGGAGUGAGGACUCCGAGAGCCAGGUCGCCAAGUCCAAGUGCAAGGACCUGAAGAAGAGGCUUCACGCUGCCCAGCUACGGGCUCAGGCCCUGUCUGAUAUUGAAAAAAACUACCAGCUAAAGAGCAGGCAGAUCUUGGGCAUGCGCUAGGCCGCCACGGCGUGGAGCUGGGUCAGUAUUGAUACUGACAACCCACCAGAGAUUGGUCCUCAGCUGCUGUAGUUUUGUGUGUCUGAACCUUUGUGUGUGGUGAGCGUGGCACUGGGAUUGUUUGUGGUCUACAGGAUGGACAUGUCCUCUUCCUAAUAUCCCUGUGUAGAAAGCAUGCUGGCUUUGCUGGUUGGUUGGGCUUUUGAUCCUGUGUGCGAUUACUACUUGGAAUAUGAGACGGUGCUCUAUAGAUACUAUAGA
Grammomys surdaster is the source of this 1596-nucleotide messenger RNA. It is a transcript of the gene Nek2, whose product is annotated as NIMA related kinase 2. Gene Ontology annotation, biological process: protein phosphorylation. NCBI's taxonomy places the organism in Eukaryota, Metazoa, Chordata, Mammalia, Rodentia, Muridae. The record is from RefSeq and is a predicted model, not a curated record. Gene Ontology annotation, molecular function: protein kinase activity; ATP binding. The transcript has 8 exons. The coding region runs from base 1 to 1335 and encodes 444 amino acids.